AUGAGCGCCGCUGUAGUUCUCGUCCUCUUCUCCGUCCUGACUGCGACACAAGCGUGCGAGGGUCCGGACGUGUGCAAUGUAAUCAGGAUGGAAAGUUGGAGCUACGAGUACUCCGAGAAGAUUGUGGAAAACGCCACAUGGGUCCUCAACAUGACGGUCGUAGAUCGGCAGUCCGCGACUGAGUGUACCCUGGGUGAAUCCUUCGGAUACCAGAAAGCUACCCUGUGGGUGAAUCAUGGCUGUCGAGCUGCUUUCAAAGUUUGUUAUCUCCCAGUGAGGUCGACCAAGUGCAAAGUACUUACGAUGGAAAGUUUGAACUAUGAGUACGCCGAGCAGAAGGUGAAGAAGGCUGCACUGUUCAUCAACAUGACCGUUGAAGAUCAGCAGUCCGAGGCCAGUUGCGAUCUGGAUAAAUCCUUCGGCUUCGACAAUCAGAAAUCCAUAGUGUGGGUGAAUUAUGGCUGUCGUGCCGACUUCAAUGUCUGUUAUAUGAAAGGCAUCAGCAGCACCACUACGGUAAACGUGAGCAGCUGGAACUACCAGCACGCCACCAAGAUGCUCUCCUCCGCCUCCUGCAUCUACUCCAUGCAAGUGGCCAAGCAACAGUCCACAGCUGCCUGCACUUUCGGAACCUCUUUUGGUUUUGUGGGCAAUACCAUGUGGGUCAACGAUGGAUGCAGAGCUGACUUUAGCGUUGACUACUAUACCGCUUAA
This is a messenger RNA of Aplysia californica (California sea hare), 714 nucleotides long. Its product is annotated as lectin ADEL-like. Bases 1 to 714 code for a protein of 237 amino acids. The transcript has 4 exons. NCBI's taxonomy places the organism in Eukaryota, Metazoa, Mollusca, Gastropoda, Aplysiida, Aplysiidae. The record is from RefSeq and is a predicted model, not a curated record.